AUGGACGUUGCUAUGAAGUCGUGGGAGCUCGACAACAACGUCAAACUGGUCGACCCAUCACGCGAUGCCCUCUACAACUACGACGCCGAGUCCCAAAAGGCAAUCAACCAGCAGAGGCCAUGGGCCAAGGACCCAAACUACUUCAAGUCGGUGCGCAUCAGCGCCAUCGCCCUGAUCAAGAUGGUGAUGCACGCCCGGUCCGGCGGCUCGCUCGAGGUCAUGGGCAUGAUGCAGGGCUACGUGGACGGGACGGCGCUCGUGGUCACGGACGCCUUCAGGCUCCCUGUAGAAGGCACCGAGACGAGGGUCAACGCGCACGACGAGGCCAACGAGUACCUGGUCGAGUACCUCCGGCUCAGCCGCGAGCAGGGCAGGCUGGAGAACGUGGUCGGGUGGUACCACAGCCACCCCGGGUACGGGUGCUGGCUGUCGGGCAUCGACGUCAGCACGCAGUUUCUGCAGCAGCAGUUCAUGGACCCCUUCGUCGCUGUUGUUAUCGACCCGGACCGCACCAUCAGCGCCGGCAAGGUUGAGAUUGGCGCCUUUAGAACCUAUCCCGAGAACUACAAGGCCGAGGAGGCCAGCACGUCGGACGGUUACCAGCCCGUGCCGCUGGCCAAGGCUGAGGAUUUUGGCGCCCAUGCGAGCAGGUACUACGCCCUCGAGACGGAGCAUUUCAAGAGCACCCUCGACGCCCACCUGCUGGAGCUGCUCUGGAACAAGUAUUGGGUUCAGACCCUGUCGCAGAGCCCUCUCAUAACAAACCGUGAUUAUGGCAACAAGCAGAUGCUCGACCUGGGAAGCAGGAUCAGGGACGUUAUUGGCGUCAUGCAGCGGAACGGCCGCUCCGGUCAGUCGGGUUACGGUAUGACAUUGGGAGGCGGCUCAGGCACUAGCAAGGCUGUUGAGAGCGCCAUUGAGACCAUGGCCAGGGACAGCAUGCACGUCGCCGCCAGUCAGAGGGCCGCUUUAAUGGCGGGUGAGCUAAAGGCAAAGGUGUUUACCGGCCAGGCCGAACCGUCGGCGGCGUCGUAG
This is a messenger RNA of Pyricularia grisea, 1035 nucleotides long. RefSeq lists its product as uncharacterized. Gene Ontology annotation, biological process: protein deneddylation. Lineage: Eukaryota; Fungi; Ascomycota; Sordariomycetes; Magnaporthales; Pyriculariaceae. Gene Ontology annotation, cellular component: cytoplasm; COP9 signalosome. The coding region runs from base 1 to 1035 and encodes 344 amino acids. The record is from RefSeq and is a predicted model, not a curated record. The transcript has 2 exons. Gene Ontology annotation, molecular function: protein binding; deNEDDylase activity; metallopeptidase activity.